UGAAACACCUCUCGAUUACACUGCUGCAGUUCGCUUAGCGCUAGAGGCACAUGUGGUAGUCUGCUUCUUCUUCUGCUUCUGUUUAAAGCGUGUUUAAUUAUAUUUUAUUGAUGCAACACCCCUGACAAGACUUAAAGGAGCAACAUUUUAGAUGCUGCUAAACAGGCAACAUGCCAUUACUUAACCAAGCUGUAGUGUGUCAUUAAAAACGUGGCGUAAAGGCAACUUAAAGCAGCAAUAUCUUUAAACUUGGAUCUGCUCUGGGUCUCUUUUAGUUUGUCGUUCUCGUCAUGUCUUCCUUGGAGUGGGCUGAGUGUCAGCUUGCAGAGAUAGAGCUGCUGAUGAGCAUGUUUCCCACCCAGGAGGAGCUGGAGAUCACAGACCAGCUGGCACUGGCUGAGCUCAGGGAGUAUGUGGAGGGCUCAGACACAGCAGGCAGCCCUCCUCCCUCCAGACCUCAGUUUCUCAUCAAACAGAAGCUGGACACUGCAAGCAUGGAUAUGAGAGAUGUUAUACUAUCUUGUGCUUAUCCAUCCGAGUAUCCCAGUGUGUUACCAGAGAUCACAGUCCGGUGUUCUGAUCUGAGCAGAGCCCAGCAGACACAGCUCCAUGGGGAUCUCAACUCGUACCUCUUUGAAAACUGCCAGGGGGAAGUAUGUGUGCUCUCAGCUGUGGACUGGGUGAAAGACAACCUGCAGCUCUUUAUUAACAAGAGUUUAUCAGCAGCACCAACUUCUAAAAAGGAGACUGUUUCUUCACACUCGGAGGAAGUGUUCAGUCGACUGUGGAUUUACAGUCACCACAUCUACAACAAGACCAAGAGAAAGAACAUCCUGGAGUGGUCCAAGGAGCUAGGCCUUUCAGGGUUUAGCAUGCCUGGAAAGCCUGGCAUUGUGUGUGUGGAAGGUCCUCAAUCGGCCUGCGAGGAGUUCUGGUCCAGAGUGAAGGUUCUGACAUGGAAGAAGAUCAUGAUUCGACAUAGAGAGGACAUUCCCCUUGAUCAUCAGGGCGAGGACAGCAGGACUGUUGAAGAUAUAGACUCCCUGCGCAAAUUCACAGGCUUUGAAGAGGCGAUGUUUGACCCCCAUGGGAACAGAGGUAAUCACAUGGACCUUGGGCAGCUGUACCAGUUUUUAAAUGAGAAAGGCUGUUGUGACAUCUUUCAGAUAUAUUUUGGCAUUGAAGGGAGGUAGCUGACAGAACAAUACACUUGUUCCUUUUCGUUGAAGUCUCUGUUUCUGAAAAUAAGAUUGAACUUACAUUGAAAUGUAUUCAUCACAGUUUUAGAGCAUUUUUGUGUUUCACAUGAGAGCACAUAAAUGGAAUGUGAGCAGAUAAGUGAUAAAUAAAUCCCCUUUUUAUGGCUGCAGCUCAGGGACCUAAUAAAACAAAAGCUGAAAGAACAUGUCCGCAAUUAGAAAAACAGAGAUCUUACUUCUUUUAGCUAAUUGAGUUUUUUUUUUUUUAAAGAUGCAUUUAAAGAUGUUUUUCUCUGGGAGUUUCUCAAGGACUGCAGCUAUAUUAGUAAAUGUAAUACAUCUCAG
Molecule: messenger RNA, 1544 nt
Organism: Labrus mixtus (cuckoo wrasse)
Lineage: Eukaryota; Metazoa; Chordata; Actinopteri; Labriformes; Labridae
Gene: rwdd2b
Product: RWD domain containing 2B
Exons: 4
Coding region: 291-1193 (300 amino acids)
Molecular function (GO): protein binding
Source: RefSeq, a predicted model, not a curated record